UUUCUGGUGGUGGAUUCUGGAGAAGAUGCGCAGAAAUGGCGCCUCGCAAGGGGAAAGAAAAGAAGGAAGAACAGGUCAUCAGCCUUGGCCCUCAGGUGGCUGAGGGAGAAAAUGUAUUUGGUGUGUGCCACAUUUUUGCAUCCUUCAAUGACACUUUUGUCCAUGUCACCGACCUUUCUGGCAAGGAAACUAUCUGCCGUGUAACUGGUGGGAUGAAGGUGAAUGCUGACUGAGAUGAGUCAUCUCCAUAUGCUGCCAUGUUGGCUGCCCAGGAUGUAGCCCAGAGAUGCAAGGAGCUGGGCAUCACCGCCCUCCACAUCAAACUCCGGGCCACAGGAGGAAAUAGGACCAAGACUCCUGGACCGGGGGCCCAGUCAGCCCUCAGAGCCCUCGCCCGCUCAGGAACAAAGAUUGGGCAGACUGAAGAUGUCACCCCCAUCCCCUCCGACAGCACCCGCAGAAAGGGGGGUCGCCGUGGUCACUCUCUGUGA
Molecule: messenger RNA, 491 nt
Organism: Balaenoptera musculus (blue whale)
Lineage: Eukaryota; Metazoa; Chordata; Mammalia; Artiodactyla; Balaenopteridae
Product: 40S ribosomal protein S14-like
Exons: 1
Biological process (GO): ribosomal small subunit assembly; maturation of SSU-rRNA from tricistronic rRNA transcript (SSU-rRNA, 5.8S rRNA, LSU-rRNA); translation
Cellular component (GO): ribosome; cytosolic small ribosomal subunit
Molecular function (GO): mRNA 5'-UTR binding; small ribosomal subunit rRNA binding; structural constituent of ribosome
Source: RefSeq, a predicted model, not a curated record